AUGGGGAACCAACAACGGGUGUAUUCUCCCUUGGAAUUUAUAAACUGCAGUGAGGAAGACAAUUCUGGCAAUCUGAAAAAGAAGGCCAGAAUAGACGCUCCCCACAGAAGUAGUCCCUUACGGCCCACUGUUGCAGUUAGUGGAGACACUGGAGAGCCUCCUGGUGAUGAUAAUUCGGCUUCAUCUAAGGAUGAGAAAGUAAGAGAGAGUGAGAGUGAGCCAGAAGAAGGUGAGCUCACAGACUCUCAGAACGAGGGUAGUUAUGAUGAAGAUAGUACUAGUGAGCACGAGGAGUCAGUGGAAGAAGAGGAGGGUGAAGAUGAAGAAAAGAUUGGCUCCCCGCCCCGUAUUUGUGUGAUUGUUAUUAGAUCUCCAGUGUUACAGACGGGCUCGCUGUUUAUCAUCACAGCUGUCAACCCAGCCACCAUUGGGAGAGAAAAGGAUAUGGAGCAUACUUUCCGAAUCCCUGAAGUUGGUGUCAGUAAGUUUCACACAGAAAUUUAUUUUGACCAUGACCUGCAAAGCUACGUCCUUGUGGAUCAGGGCAGCCAGAACGGUACCAUUGUCAAUAGGAAGCAGAUUCUUCAGCCCAAAACUAAAAGUGACCCUUACGUCCAUGAACACGGUGAUGAGGUGAGGAUCGGGGAGAUUGUGUUGUCUUUUCACAUCCACCUUGGCAGCGAGACCUUCCACGGCUGUGAGACAGGGCAGGUCAGAGCUCACCUGCUCGACAGGAAAGAUAAGCCUUUUGUUGGUACAGCAUUAAGUAAGGAGGAAAAGGAGUUGGAAAGGAGAAAAGCACUCAAGAAAAUACGGGUGAAGUACGGUCUGCAGAACACGGAAUAUGAAGGUGAAAAAGUGUUGAAGAAUCCAAAAUAUAAAGACAGAGCUGGAAAACGCAGAGAGCAGGUUGGAAGCGAAGGGCCUUUCCAGAGAGAUGAUGCCCCUGCAUUUGUUCACUCUGAAAUCACAGAUAUCAACAGAGGCCGGAAGAUGCUGGAGAAGAAGGGCUGGAAAGAGGGAGAAGGCCUGGGAAAGGACAGUGGAGGGAUGAAAACCCUGAUCCAGUUUCAGCUCCGACGGACACAUGCAGGCUUGGGGACAGGGAAACCGCCCUCUGUUGAUGACCUUCACGUUCUCCAGAAUAAGAGCAAGAAAAACUGGGACAAAGCGAGAGGGAGGUUUGCAGAAAACUUCUCAGAAACUAAACCUCUGAAAGAUGCAGCAGGGGCCACGCCGUGGGUUGAACGGGUCUGCAGAAUGAAGUCUGUCACAGGAAAAACUGGAGCUUUGAAAAGAGAAGAGUUUGAAAACUGUCAUUGUACAACUUGGGUCUCAAAAAGUCAGUAA
Messenger RNA from Onychomys torridus (southern grasshopper mouse), 1350 nucleotides. Its product is annotated as angiogenic factor with G patch and FHA domains 1-like. Lineage: Eukaryota; Metazoa; Chordata; Mammalia; Rodentia; Cricetidae. Gene Ontology annotation, molecular function: protein binding; nucleic acid binding. The record is from RefSeq and is a predicted model, not a curated record.